Messenger RNA from Ictalurus punctatus (channel catfish), 4766 nucleotides. RefSeq names its product cyclic nucleotide-gated cation channel beta-3 (gene cngb3.2). The transcript is spliced from 18 exons. NCBI's taxonomy places the organism in Eukaryota, Metazoa, Chordata, Actinopteri, Siluriformes, Ictaluridae. Gene Ontology annotation, cellular component: photoreceptor outer segment; plasma membrane; intracellular cyclic nucleotide activated cation channel complex. Bases 78 to 2318 code for a protein of 746 amino acids. Gene Ontology annotation, molecular function: protein-containing complex binding; cGMP binding; intracellularly cAMP-activated cation channel activity. Gene Ontology annotation, biological process: monoatomic cation transmembrane transport. The record is from RefSeq and is a predicted model, not a curated record.
CCGUAGCUUUAUGCAGCAGCUAAAGGAUAAGUGUAUAAAGGAUAUCAAGACAGCAACAGAAGCAGUUGGUCACCGAUAUGUUUAGCACAAUCAAGAAGCUGAUCAGGGGCCCUGUGCUAGUUCCUUCACCAGCCACAACACCUGCUCCUACACCUGCUCCUGCAUCAGCUCCUGCACCAGCUUCACCACCAGCUCCUGCACCAGCUUCACCAACUCAACCAGUUAAGGAUGAAAAGCCUGCAGUCAAAGAAAAUGAAGCCAAGAAAGAAGAAGAAACUCCUGCUCCAGCCCCAACACCUGCACCAGCUGCUGCGCCAAAACCAGAAGAGAAACUUUCCAAGCCUGAAAAAGAACAGCCACCAGCUGAAGAGCAAGAAGCACAGCCUCCUCCACCAUGUCAAAUUGUAAUAAACAAGUACUCUGAUGCACAUCUUCUAAAAAUAGUCCACCAGAUGCAGCAACGUACACAAAUUUACAAAGAAAAAGUCAUAGACCCCUAUGCAUCCUCACCUGAGUGCAGCCCUCCAGUCACACCUGUUUUGAGAAAAAAGGAUUUCUUGAAAAAGCAAGAAGAAGAGAGAAAAAGAAAAGAAGAGGAUGAGAGGAUCAAAAAGGAGGAGGAGGUAAAGAAAGCAGCAGCAAAAGCCGAGGAAAAGAAAGAGAAGAAAGAAGAGAAGAAGGAAGAAAAGAAAGAUGAUAAAACAAAAGAUGAGAAGAAAGAAGAGACUGAACCAGCCAAGAAAAGAUUUCUUACUAUUUCUUCGAAAGUCAAAUGCACCUGUCUAGACUCAAUGCUGAAACCUAUUGAAGACAGAAUGGAUAAACUUUUGGGCACAUCCAUAGAUCCAUGCACAGAUCGGCGGUACAUCACUUGGCUUAGCGUGGUGACUAUUGCCUUCAGCUACAACCUUUGGUUCAUACCAGUCCGUAUGGUCUUCUCCUGUCACACUCCUGGCUCAAUUCCUCUGUGGUUUACUGCAGAUGUCCUAGCUGACCUGAUCUACAUCAUCGAUAUGAUCAUUUUCCAGCCAAGGCUCCAGUUCUGCAAGAGUGGAGAUAUUAUUUAUGACCGAGCUGUUAUUAAGAAGAAUUACAGAGCCUCCCUAAAAUUUCAGCAUGCCCUAAUAUCAGUCAUACCCCUGGACAUCUUCUAUAUUCCAUUUGGAUUCCAAUCCAUUUUCAGAAUUAAUCGCAUCGUGAGGUUUGAGGCUUUUUUUGAGUUCAGUGAUCGACUUGAGGGCAUCAUGACAAAGGCGUACAUCUGGAGAGUAAUUCGCACCAUUGGAUAUCUCCUGUUUGUCCUUCAUAUCAAUGCUUGCCUUUACUAUGUGGCAUCUGCCUACCAAGGCAUUGGUACAACCAAGUGGGUCUACAGUGGCCGUGGCAAUGCGUACUUGCACUGUUACUAUUUUGCUGUGCGGACCCUGAUCAACAUUGGUGGACUACCUGAGCCUUACACUGUUUUUGAGAUCACAUUUCAGUUGACAAACUUUUUUAUUGGUGUCUUUGUCUUCUCAAGUUUAAUUGGACAGAUGAGAGAUGUCAUUGGGGCUGCAACUGCUGGUCAGACAUACUUCCGUGCCUCCAUGGAUGCAUGUGUAGCCUAUAUGGUGUCAAAUCACAUUCCAAAGCUGGUACAACACAGAGUCCGUACAUGGUACAACUACACCUGGGACUCACAGGGUAUGCUGGAUGAGUCAGAGUUGCUGGAACAAAUGCCACUGGUAAUGAGAACGGCUAUCGCUGUGGACAUCAAUCUCACCACUUUCCAGAAGAUUGACCUGUUUAAGGGAUGUGAUAACCAGAUGCUUGUGGACAUGUUGCUGAGGCUGAAGUCUAUAGUCUAUCUGCCAGGGGAUUUUGUGUGUAAGAAGGGUGACAUUGGUAAGGAGAUGUACAUCAUCAAAGCCGGAGAGGUACAGGUUGUUGGUGGACCUGACAACAAGAUAAUUUUUGUGACAUUGAAGGCAGGCUGUGUGUUCGGUGAGAUUAGUCUUCUGCAGUCUUCAGCAAAUGGAGGCAACAGGAGAACAGCUAAUGUGGCAGCUCAUGGAUUUGCUAACCUCUUUGUGCUGGAUAAGAAAGACCUCAAUGACAUCCUGGUUCACUACCCAGAAUCUCAGAAAGUUCUGGCCAGGAAAGGAAGGAAACUAAUGAAGGCCAAGGGUCCAGCUGCGGCCAAAGCAGAAGGGGAGAAAAAGAAAGGCAUAGAGCUGUUUGGACCCAAACCUCCCACUCCUAAAAUGCUUCGGGCAUUUGGAAGGUUCAACAAAAAAGCAUUUAUAGACAAACUCAAGGUCUCUACAAAUAUGCAAUAAGUAUGGCAAAAGGACAAUUUCACCAUUCCCUUCAGGAUGCUUUCACUUUUGUAUAUGGACUCACUUAUGAGUAGAUUGUGCAUUUUGUACCAAAACAUCAUAAAAAAAUUAAGUUCAGUGAAUUCUUUAAAUUAAGUGUAUUUACACACUAAUUUACAAAAAACAAUAAGCAGUUAAUCUGUUCUCUGUUCAUUUGCCAAUAAUGCUUAUGGUCCUGGGAAAAGAUAAGCAUUGUUGAAAUCCCUAGUCUAAUCCCUUUAGCCUAGCCAGGACACUGUGAGGUUUCAUUAAGUAAGUGGUCUCUCUGUAUGUAUAGUCAGUGUGCACAUGCACAACAGUAAGCUACAGGAAUAGUAGCAUUAAAUAAACUAUUCCUGCUUCUGUUCUAGUUGAAGAUGAACUAUGAUGUUUCACAAAGUACUUGCAUAAGGAAAUAAAGGAAUUGCUGGGAAGAUUAUAGAAAUUAAAAAUAAUUGGGCAAAAUAUUCAAAUUAAAAUCUCUUUUGUUCAGCCUAGUUAACCAGUAUGGUGUGCAUUUGCAUAUGACACAUACUGUAGAAAAGAUGUGUUCUCCAGCGGAACCUUAUAGAGCUAAAAGAGUUAAUAAAUUGCAACAGUUGUUUGAGGAAAAUUGAAGAAUAACCCUGGGCAUGAAUUCAGUAAAUAUCCAAAAACACUUAUGCCCCAAAGUAAUGGAAGCCCAAAAAUUCCAGUGCAGUAUCUCAAGAACAAUCUCAUAGUCCUGACUGUAUAAGCGAAACCACAGUCACAUUUAAAACUAUAGUUUGCCAUACUUCAGCUUCUUUACUUUGUAUGGUAUCACACUGGCACAAGAUAUUCAAAAUAUUUUUAAUUGGCAAAUUAAUUGUAAAUCAUAUUACACAAAAUAGCAAUAAGACAGUGUUGACAUCAACAGCAUUAGAAUUAUUAAUUUGAUUUGCACAAUACAACAAUGCAAUAAAUGAGAUUUCUGGACUGGUCAUAUUAUGGGAAGAAAAAAAAGUAAUUGUCACAAAUCUCCCCUUUCCGCAUGUCACACGAUUCAGAGCUCAAUGGGCACUACUUUCACAUUUUGUUUUCAGUUCAUGUCUUGUUUUUUUGUUUUUGUUUACAUUGCCAUGUAUGAAGGACCAAACCUGCAGAAAUUAAAAAUAAAGAAAUAGAUAGAUAGAUAGAUAGAUAGAUAGAUAGAUAGAUAGAUGUAAUUGGAAAAUAAAUAAAGGAAUAAAUGACUCAAUAAAACAAAUAUAAGUCAUUGUAAAUUUAAUUUAAUCUUACACUUAUUUUUGUAUCACUUUUUCCCUUCAUUUAUUUUCUGUAUUAUUUUUUAUUUAUUUUAUUCGUUUUAACUUUUAUUUAUUUAUUAUCUUACUUAUGUAUUCAGUUUAUUUUUAGAUUAAUUUCUUUAUGCAUUCAUUCAUUUUUUGAUUUAUUUAUUUAUGCAUUAAUUUAUUUUUAUAUGAAUUUAUUCCUGCAUGUAUUUAUUUCAACAUUUUUAUUUAUUUAUUUAUUUAUUUAUUUAUUUAUUUAUUUAUUUAUUUGUAUUUAUACUAUAAAUACAAAGACAUUUCUGUGUCUCGUAUGAUAAUUAGGUGAGCUGGUCUCGCUUGCCAUUGGCUUCAAUCAUAGAUUGAAGUGUGUGCUCGAUUAGUCUUCGCUUGUUUUGGAGUGACGUCAGGUCGUAGCUAUCGUGUAAACUAUGGCGGACGCUUCACAAAUAGCAAGAGAGUUUUGCUCUCUUAGACCUGACGCUUAUAUGUGAGCUCUCAACCAAUGACAUGCUGGAGCUACGCAGGGACCACCUCCCUCAUUUGCAUAUUGCACACAAUUCUAAAUAAUUAAAUGUUUAAAUAAAUAAAUAUGGAAAUAAAUACAUAUGGAAAUAAAUGAAUAUAAAAAUAAAUGAACGCAUAAAUAAAUACAUAUAAAAAUAAAUGCAAAAAUAAUAAAUAAAAGCUAAAAAAAGAAUACAAAUAAAUCAAAUAAAAUGAAGGAAAUAAGUGAUACAAAAAUAAGUUUAAGAUGAAAUUUAAUUAAAAAUGAAUUAUAUUUAUAUUGUCAAGCCAUUUAUUCCUUUAUUUAUUUAUCUAUCUGUUUAUUUAUUUUUAAUUUCUGCAGGUUUGGUCCUACAUAGCCAUGUGCCUGUGUUUUGCCAUUAGCAAUAAUUCACCUAAUUACGUGGUAAGACAGUCUUUAUAAGAUUUUUAAUCUGCAUGUCAAAAUGUCUGCCAGGGUUUGCCCAUGAGAAAAGGCUGACUUGGCAGAUUUGGGGGUUCAAUAUGCUUUUGUAAGCUUGAAUGACUGUCAAAAUCUGGUGACAGAUCGUAAAAGUAGACAAUAUUAAUUAUCAUGAAUUUAUGGUUUGAUUUUUCUACUUUCACUAUGGUUUAUUGUUGAUUAGAUCUCCUAAAUAACUGCACCAAAAUAAAAGACUGUGCUUAACAAUGA